UGCUGCAGGGGCCUUGGUUCAGUAGCAUGAAGCUGAAUUUCAGUGGCCUGAGGGCCCUGGUCACAGGGGCAGGGCAAGGUGAGGCUCUGCUGACCUACCACUGGACUGGCCGGGACACCGUGAAGGCCCAUGCCUCAGGAGCCAGAGUGGUGGCCGUGACUCGCACCAACGCAGACCUGGUCAGCCUUGCCAAAGAGUGUCCCGGGAUAGAGCCGGUGUGUGUGGACCUGGGUGACUGGGAGGCCACAGAGAAGGCGCUGGGCGGUGUUGGCCCCAUGGACCUGCUGGUGAACAACGCAGCAGUACUUAUCGCCCAGCCUUUCCUGGAGGUCACCAAGGAAGCCUUUGACAGGUCCUUCGAUGUGAAUCUCCGCUCUGUGUUUCAGGUGUCUCAGAUAGUGGCCAGGGACAUGAUUGACCGUGGAGUGGCCGGGUCCAUCGUCAAUGUCUCCAGCAUGGUGGCCCACGUCACCUUUCCUAACCUGAGCUCCUACAGCUCCACCAAGGGCGCAAUGACCAUGCUGACCAAAGCCAUGGCCAUGGAACUGGGGCCACACAAGAUCCGGGUGAACUCUGUAAACCCCACUGUGGUGCUGACUGACAUGGGCAGGAAAGUCUCCGAGGACCCCGACUGGGCCAGGAAGCUCAAGGAGCGCCACCCACUGAGGAAGUUUGCAGAGUUGGAGGACGUCGUCCACAGCAUCCUCUUCCUGCUCAGCGACAGCAGCGCCUCCACCAGUGGCUCAGGCAUCCUGGUGGACGCUGGCUACCUGGCCUCCUAGACUCCCCAGGAGGUGGACCCCCUGCAGGCCUCCCUGGCCCCAUCCUCACAACCAGACCUUGCCUUCAACCCAGCUCAACAGUUCUGCUUC
Psammomys obesus (fat sand rat) is the source of this 872-nucleotide messenger RNA. Its product is annotated as carbonyl reductase [NADPH] 2-like. Gene Ontology annotation, biological process: glucose metabolic process; xylulose metabolic process. Lineage: Eukaryota; Metazoa; Chordata; Mammalia; Rodentia; Muridae. Gene Ontology annotation, molecular function: L-xylulose reductase (NADPH) activity; carbonyl reductase (NADPH) activity. The record is from RefSeq and is a predicted model, not a curated record.